Aspergillus fumigatus Af293 is the source of this 1347-nucleotide messenger RNA. RefSeq names its product putative protein kinase. Gene Ontology annotation, molecular function: protein kinase activity; ATP binding. The record is from RefSeq and is a predicted model, not a curated record. Gene Ontology annotation, biological process: regulation of mRNA processing; protein phosphorylation; spliceosomal complex assembly. NCBI's taxonomy places the organism in Eukaryota, Fungi, Ascomycota, Eurotiomycetes, Eurotiales, Aspergillaceae.
AUGUCAGAUCACGGGGACUACGCGCCUGAAUCACUCCCUGAAUCUCCUGUCUUAUCCCGAUCAGGGGAAGGGUUUGAUGAGCGUCCGAUCAAUGGUCUGUACAUCGAUAUGGCUCCAUUCGGGCUGGAGAAAAUCUGGGAUUACGAGCCUGGUGGUCAUCAUGUUGUUCAUCUUGGCGAUCAUCUAGGUCGAGAAGGUGAAUACAAAGUCAUCCACAAGCUAGGCAGUGGGGGGUUCGCCAACGUUUGGUUGUGCCAGGUCCUGCGCAAUGGGGUACCCCAUUAUGUGGCGCUCAAGAUACUUAUGGCCGAUUACUCUAAAGACGACUGCCCGGAGCUUCGAGUGGAACGACUUCGCGCAGUCGGGUUAGAAAAGCACAUCUGCCUCCCGUUCGACCACUUUCGAAUUGAGGGCCCAAACGGAUCACACCUUUGCUUCGUGUAUCCUGUGGCGGGGCCGCGGGUCUCUCUGAUAGCUCAUGAAUUUGAAGACCCGGACAGAAGCUUACGGAAAAUGGCUCGACAAGCUACAGAGGUCAUGGCCGCAUUGCAUAGUCAUGGUAUAUGUCACGGAGACUUCACGCCGUCAAACAUUCUCCUGAAAUUUGAGGGCCUGGACGGAUUACCAGAGGAUGAAGUCCUCAAAGUCCUGGGAGAGCCCGUUAAGGUCGAAGUUUUCACUGAGUCCGGGGAGACUCCUUCUGAUCCAACCGCGCCUAAAUAUCUCGUCCGCCCAGUCAAGUUUCGCAAUGUUCCGCUGCCGUACGUUGUAGAUGAGAUUCUUGUGAUCGACUUCGGAGAGUCGUACGAUGUCACAAACCCACCGCAGGAGCUUGGUAUCCCUGGGAGUUAUCGUUCCCCCGAGCUUGUCUUGAAGAAUACACCAGGAUUCGGGAGUGACCUCUGGGCACUCGGCUGCACCCUCUUCGAGAUACGAACGGGCCGAAAACUCUUCGACAUGUUUGACGACGAUGACGACAGUUACCUCUUUCACAUGGUUGAGAUGCUGGGCGCACUGCCAGAACCGUGGUGGUCUACGACUUGGACGCACAGAAAGGAGUUCUUCAAAGAUGAAGCGGACUCACUUGGUCGAGCGGUCCUGGUUGACGCGUUGGCCAGGGAAAAGUCAAAUCUGUCGGUCGAGAGCCCGUCGGUAGAGUUAGCGCUACGACGAGGAUUACAUUAUUGGGACUUGGGGCCUGGCGAAGAGUUUAGCAGAGAGAUUCCUCCGGAUGAGAUUGAACAAUUGGCAGACCUCUUGAAGAAGAUUUUACCAUAUGUGCCCAACCGGCGGUUGACUGCGACAGAAGUUCUAGAAUACGAAUGGUUUCGUCGUGAUGAGAAUUGA